Molecule: messenger RNA, 6144 nt
Organism: Macaca mulatta (Rhesus monkey)
Lineage: Eukaryota; Metazoa; Chordata; Mammalia; Primates; Cercopithecidae
Source: RefSeq, a predicted model, not a curated record
CAGAGUGAAAUUGCUCGGGCUGGUGCGUCUGGGCGUGAGGGUGCCUGCCUGCCAGUGCAGGCUGCCGGAGGAAGAAAGGGCUGCUAAGGAGAGAUGCUGCACCCUGCACCGCGCUGGGCUCUGAGGAUUCAGGGCGCGAAGAGCUAAGUCCACCCCGAAAGCAGAGCUGCUGGGGAUCCAGGCGUCCCCACCCACUGGACUCUUCUUCGCGGUCAUCCCUUCUCCCGUAGGUUCUGACAGUUGGAAGUGUCGUGUACAACAUGCGGCGAUUAAGUCUUUCACCCACCUUUUCAAUGGGAUUUCAUCUGUUAGUUAUUGUGGCUCUCUUAUUUUCCCAUGUGGACUACGUAAUUGCUGAGACAGAAAUGGAAGGAGAAGGAAAUGAAACUGGUGAAUGUACUGGCUCAUAUUACUGUAAGAAAGGGGUGAUUUUGCCCAUUUGGGAACCCCAAGACCCUUCUUUUGGGGACAAAAUUGCUAGAGCUACUGUGUAUUUUGUGGCCAUGGUCUACAUGUUUCUUGGAGUCUCUAUCAUAGCUGAUCGGUUCAUGUCCUCUAUAGAAGUCAUCACAUCUCAAGAAAAAGAAAUAACCAUAAAGAAACCCAAUGGAGAGACCACCAAGACAACUGUGAGGAUCUGGAAUGAGACAGUUUCUAACCUGACCUUGAUGGCCCUGGGAUCUUCUGCUCCUGAGAUUCUCCUUUCAGUAAUUGAAGUGUGUGGCCAUAACUUCACUGCAGGAGACCUCGGUCCUAGCACCAUCGUGGGAAGUGCUGCAUUCAACAUGUUCAUCAUUAUUGCACUCUGUGUUUACGUGGUCCCUGAUGGAGAGACAAGGAAGAUUAAGCAUUUGCGUGUGUUCUUUGUGACGGCAGCCUGGAGCAUCUUUGCCUACACCUGGCUUUACAUUAUUUUGUCUGUCAUCUCUCCUGGUGUUGUGGAGGUCUGGGAAGGUUUGCUUACUUUCUUCUUCUUUCCCAUCUGUGUUGUGUUCGCUUGGGUAGCGGAUAGGAGACUUCUGUUUUACAAGUAUGUCUACAAGAGGUAUCGAGCUGGCAAGCAGAGGGGGAUGAUUAUUGAACAUGAAGGAGACAGGCCAUCUUCCAAGACUGAAAUUGAAAUGGAUGGGAAAGUGGUCAAUUCUCAUGUUGAAAAUUUCUUAGAUGGUGCUCUGGUUCUGGAGGUGGAUGAGAGGGACCAAGAUGAUGAAGAAGCUAGGCGAGAAAUGGCUAGGAUUCUGAAGGAACUUAAGCAGAAACAUCCAGAGAAAGAAAUAGAGCAAUUAAUAGAAUUAGCUAACUACCAAGUCCUAAGUCAGCAGCAAAAAAGUAGAGCAUUUUAUCGCAUUCAAGCUACUCGCCUGAUGACUGGAGCUGGCAACAUUUUAAAGAGGCAUGCAGCUGACCAAGCAAGGAAGGCUGUCAGCAUGCACGAGGUCAACACUGAAGUGACUGAAAAUGACCCCGUUAGUAAGAUCUUCUUUGAACAAGGGACAUAUCAGUGUCUGGAGAACUGUGGUACUGUGGCCCUUACCAUUAUCCGCAGAGGUGGUGAUUUGACCAACACUGUGUUUGUUGACUUCAGAACAGAGGACGGCACAGCAAAUGCUGGGUCUGAUUAUGAAUUUACUGAAGGAACUGUGGUGUUUAAGCCUGGUGAGACCCAGAAGGAAAUCAGAGUGGGUAUCAUAGAUGAUGAUAUAUUUGAGGAGGAUGAAAAUUUCCUUGUGCAUCUCAGCAAUGUCAAAGUAUCUUCUGAAGCUUCAGAAGAUGGCAUACUGGAAGCCAAUCAUGUUUCUACACUUGCUUGCCUCGGAUCUCCCUCCACUGCCACUGUAACUAUUUUUGAUGAUGACCACGCAGGCAUUUUUACUUUUGAGGAACCUGUGACUCAUGUGAGUGAGAGCAUUGGCAUCAUGGAGGUGAAAGUAUUGAGAACAUCUGGAGCUCGAGGAAAUGUUAUCGUUCCAUAUAAAACCAUCGAAGGGACUGCCAGAGGUGGAGGGGAGGAUUUUGAGGACACUUGUGGAGAGCUCGAAUUCCAGAAUGAUGAAAUUGUCAAAACAAUAUCAGUCAAGGUAAUUGAUGAUGAGGAAUAUGAGAAAAACAAGACCUUCUUCCUUGAGAUUGGAGAGCCCCGCCUGGUGGAGAUGAGUGAGAAGAAAGGUGGCUUCACAAUAACAGGCCAACCUGUCUUCAGGAAGGUUCAUGCUAGAGAACAUCCGAUUCUCUCUACUGUAAUCACCAUUACAGAUGAAUAUGAUGACAAGCAGCCACUGACCAGCAAAGAGGAAGAGGAGAGACGCAUUGCAGAAAUGGGACGCCCCAUCCUGGGAGAGCACACCAAGUUGGAAGUGAUCAUUGAAGAAUCCUAUGAAUUCAAGAGUACCGUGGACAAACUCAUUAAGAAGACAAACCUGGCCCUUGUGGUUGGGACAAACAGCUGGAGAGAACAGUUCAUUGAAGCUAUCACUGUCAGUGCUGGGGAAGAUGACGAUGACGACGAAUGUGGGGAAGAGAAGCUGCCCUCCUGUUUCGAUUACGUGAUGCACUUUCUGACUGUGUUCUGGAAGGUCCUCUUUGCCUUCGUCCCCCCUACUGAAUACUGGAAUGGCUGGGCAUGUUUCAUUGUCUCCAUCCUCAUGAUUGGCCUACUGACAGCUUUCAUUGGAGACCUGGCUUCCCACUUUGGCUGCACCAUUGGCCUGAAAGAUUCUGUGACUGCAGUCGUGUUUGUCGCACUUGGAACAUCAGUGCCAGACACGUUUGCCAGCAAAGUGGCAGCCACCCAGGACCAGUAUGCAGACGCCUCCAUAGGUAACGUCACGGGCAGCAACGCGGUGAACGUCUUCCUGGGAAUCGGUGUGGCCUGGUCCAUCGCUGCCAUCUACCAUGCAGCCAAUGGGGAACAGUUCAAAGUGUCCCCUGGCACGCUAGCUUUCUCUGUCACUCUCUUCACCAUUUUUGCUUUCAUCAAUGUGGGGGUGCUGCUGUAUCGGCGGAGGCCAGAAAUCGGAGGUGAGCUGGGUGGGCCCCGGACUGCCAAGCUCCUCACAUCCUGCCUCUUUGUGCUCCUAUGGCUCUUGUACAUUUUCUUCUCCUCCCUGGAGGCCUACUGCCACAUAAAAGGCUUCUAAAGGAACUAUCAGAUAUAGUAAAUUUAUAUAUAUAUACAUAUAUAUACAUAAAAAUUAUGUAUAACGGACAGAGGAAACUGACAUUUGUCAUGUUCACUUACCUGCUGAUGGAAUCCAGCUUCAAGAGCAUACUCUGUACUAGGGUCGAAGUCAAAAACCAUCACCUCCCAUUCCCAGGGGCAUCAUCAUGUUGAACAAGGCAUGGAGGCAGGGCCAUCUUUGCAGCUCGGUCUAGAAGGGCUGCACUCUCACCAGGUUCAUAAAUCCUUCAGGCUUUGAUUUGUUUUCUUGUUUUUGAUUUUGUUUUCAGUGGGGCUGGGGAGGUAGUUAAUGUUUGGCUUUAUUUUUGUUAUUUUGUUUUGUUUUGUUUUGUUGGGAGAGUCAGGGUUGUUGCUUUUCUUCGUGGGAAGUGAAACCAUCCACAUGUAAAUGGGUUUUGGUAAAAAUUUAAAUCAUUAAUAUUCUCCCUCACCUCCCCCAAUCACUUUAAAACUUAUUUUGGAUUAAGAAAAAAAUCUGGGCAUGGAAGAAGAAAGAAGCAUGUCUUCAUUGUAUUACCAAAGUUCAUGCUUAUCUCCGGAAUGUGAGCAGAGGUGAAGCUGCCUCCAAGAAGAAGCAUGAGAGUGGAAUGGAGCCAGGAAAUCUGAUGGUUCUAGAUAUAGUCUGGUAUUUAAAGAUGUGAUACCCGGCACUCUCGUUUAACAGGUACAAGGAAAACGUGCCUAGAUUCCCAGAAACAUUCGAAAUCCUUUCUUUCUUAUCUCAUUAGCUCUGGACUGUGAUUAGCAAGGUCCUUCUUCCAGCAUCCAGCCCAGCUAAGCCCCCAGGUGCCCCAUCCCAACCCUGUUCCUUCUGUCCACCUGCCAUCCCCUAUGCAAACAGUGAGAAUAACCUCAUUCAAAAAACACAUCAUCAUUUUCCAUUUGCAUUAAUAUGUGUCCCAGUCCCAUGUUGCUGUUGCUUGGGAUUGUCUGUCAGUUUUAUUUUCAAAGGCAUCCAUGGCUUGCACAAUCUUGUUCCAGCCAUGACUGAACAUUUGCUCCUUGUUCAUGUGCCUGUUCGGAAAUGUUGUUGUGAUAACCUGUUACACAGUGCAUGGUGAAAAACAAAUAAAACAAAGAGUAUCUGUAUAUAGUAGAGUAUAGUACAUACUAUUCUCCCAUUCGGCAAUGUUGAUUGGACAUUGAAGACAUAAGUGAGUUUUCUUUUCACCUGAGUUGUUACUUUUGUGUUGUUAUUGAGUUUGAUUAAUUACUAGGGAUAAAAGGAGAAAACGGCUUAUUGUUCAUGGUUCUGCACAUUCAUUUCUAAGAAGCAAUAACUGUCAUGUGGGGAGAAGUUAAAGUUAUUGAGAGGAUAGCAGGCAAACUACAAAGACCUUAAUGGAAAAUUAGCCAUGUGGAACACAUCAGAGGCCUCUAAAAAUCACCCAUUAAUUCAGGAAGGCCAAGGAGAAAGGCCUUAUAGAGGCGUGGGUAUGUUGGAUGUGCCUAGGCUUUCAGAGCCACCCUUUCCACCACACCCCUCCCUCCAAAGUAUUUAUUUCCCAUCUGCACUGUCUGGCACAGAUGGUAGAUAGUGCUGGUUUUUUUUUUUUUGGUUUUUUUUUUUUAUGUAAAAGGCUAUUUUGAGCCCUGUUUCUUUCAAUGUCCAGUCUAGUCCCCUUUGAUUUUAUCAGUAGUUCCUGAGUAAGAAAAAGAAGCCAGGGUGACCAAUGGGCCUUUAAAAGUGUGUCUCCUCUACUUAUGCUGAAAGAGAAGGCAAUUAAAUAAGAUUAGUACCUCCCAGGAGGAUUGGACUGGGAUGUUUUUAACCCUUUAAAAAGAAUAGCUGUUUCUAUGUUGAAAUACCAAAGAACAUGGAUAAACCCAACAUUCCAAAGUAGUGAGUCCACUAAUGAGAAAAAAAAAUAGAAUUUUGGUCACCUCUUGGAGGCUUCUGUGUCUAUAAGGAAUCCCAGGCUGGAUUCAACCCUAGCCCUCUGUAUUGAUUCAAAAAUACUUAAUAAAUUAAAUCUGUUGAGACUUAUUUUUUCUUCUUUCACUCAGUAACCAUGAUCCAUCAUUUAAUAAACAUUUGGUGACUGAAUGAGGAAUUAAAUGCUGGUUACCCACUUAAUGUGCCAAGUAGUGUGAUACUUUCUGGGGACUAAGCCAUGAACAAAACAGUCUAGAUCCCUGCCCUCAGAAGGGUUACAGUUAAUGCGAUUACUAUUUUCGUGAGUAAAAGUGAAGGAAGCCAUAUGGAAAGAUUUUUAUCUUGUAAGAACAAACAAUUAUGAAACUCUUUUAACAUAAACACACUGAAACUGUAUCAAAGCAAUUGUCCAAAUUGUAUUUAUACCCAAGAUUUUCUUUAACUACGAGAGCCUAAAGCAUAUGUUUGGAAAAGCACCCUCUUUAUCCUUGACCAACUUGCAGAUAAAUACAUCUCUCCAUUUUAAACGAAGAAGGGCAAUCAUGUUGGUGAUCCAGAUCACUGAGAAGGCCCAAUGUAUCCCAUCUUUUAUCUUUGUUGGCAAUAGAGCUUUUCUAUGGCCCACACUUUACAAUUCUUUAUUUGUCAUUCUAAUCCAUCCUUCCCAUCCUUUUUUCUUUCUUUGAGAACUGCUAAAUGGAAAGCUAGCCUGGAAGCACCAAGUAAAUAUAUUCAAGGAAUAUAAGUUGUUUAAACAUUAGAAAAAUUUUUGCACUCAUUUUUUAGCUGUAUUAGGAAUGUCGAUAAUCCUGUAGCAAAUUUUCACAGAGAACUUUUAAGAAAUUCUUGCAUUGGUCAAUUUCAAUUUGAAAGCUUUUUGGUUUGUUUGCUUUUAAAAUUUUCAUGUUCUAGGAAACUAUGAUUCUGGUUGUUCAGGAUUGUUAUUAUUAUAGUUGUGUAAAAUUAUUUGUUUAUUUUGUGUGUAUUGUGCACAGCUUUAGGGGGGGAAGUGCACAAAUUGUGCUGUUCCUUAUAAAUGGUACACAUUACUGACACAGACAAAUAAAAUUUCUAAUUGUUUCUGAUUUAA